AUGGCCUUCAGGGAAACUGCUCUUGGGAUGCACAAUAACUUCAGAGCAUUCGUCGCGACUGGACGAGCCAGGAAUGGAUAUUACGCCGCCGAAUAUGCACCGCCAGCAGCGCUCAUGUACCGCCUGAAGUACGACUGCUGGGCUGAAGCCUAUGCCCAAGCACACGUGAGGAGCUGCAGUGGACGCGUAUCAAGUCCCUGGCAGAGACCUGGCUGGAAGGAAAACAUCCACGUUCUCCGAACGACAGCCACCGAUGACUUGGGAGCUAUUCAGAACGUAAGUUUGAAAUUUAGCCGUGGCAAAAGCUUCUUGUCACUAACUUCUUCAGGCCAGCCUCAUUCACUUACUUCUUCCAAUACCAUUACAUUUAAGGCGAUUGCGAGGUGGCAGUCUGAACUUGUACUAUACGGAGUACCUUCGAACGUGGUCUACCAAUCUUGGAUGCGUGAUGCAACGAGAAGGGUUGUGAGACACAUGACUAAGGUUCGCCACUACGUUAUCAGUGAAGAGCUUGAGCUUACACGAGAGAUAGUGUGA
Messenger RNA from Ostertagia ostertagi, 537 nucleotides. Lineage: Eukaryota; Metazoa; Nematoda; Chromadorea; Rhabditida; Trichostrongylidae. The record is from the annotation of a GenBank genome assembly.